Messenger RNA from Anolis sagrei ordinatus, 9445 nucleotides. Lineage: Eukaryota; Metazoa; Chordata; Lepidosauria; Squamata; Anolidae. The record is from RefSeq and is a predicted model, not a curated record.
AAGGUGGAACGCAGCCUGACAGGCGCGAGACACCUCCUCUCCGGCUUUUGUGUGAGUGGGAGUGUGUGGCGGUGCGCGCGCCGGUUUGCUCGCUCGCGCCUCGGCAAAAGAGCAGGCAGGUUGCCCUCGCCUCUGAGACAGAAAGGGAGAGAGAGAGAAGGAGGGAGGGAGGAGUGGCCACUGCCAGCCAGGCUCUGAAGCCUCCUCUUGCUACUGCUGCUGCUGAAGCGAAAGCACUGAAGAAGGCUUUCUAUUAGCGCGAGGGAGAGUGGAGAGCGCGCGCGCCAGCAGGUGCGGACUCUCCCACUGAGGCGGGCUUCUGGAGUGCCAUUAAGGAAAGAAGAAAGAACGAGGCGCGCGCUCGCUCGCUUGCUUCCUUCCUCGCGCGCUCUCUCUCUCUCUCUCUCCCCCAGGAUUGGGUGCUGCUCUCCCUCUUGAGCAUCUGGCUGAGGAUUUAGUCGGAGGCAGAGGCGGCUGUGGGAGAGAGGUUCUUGUUCUUCAGUUAAACUUAGACCUUUAGAGAAGCUAAAAGUGAAGAAAGGCCUAAGUUAACAAGAUCUGGAUUUACAAGAACAAAAAUAUUUACAUCUCCUAUAUCCGAAAAGCAAGACGACUCGUCUGACUGGGAAACUGAAGAAGAAAAUCCUCCAGAGUUAAAAUGAAUACAGAUAGUGGUGGGUGCGCUCGCAAACGUGCUGCCAUGUCUGUCAAAUUAACAGCUGUGAAGAGAGUUCAGAGUUCUCCAAACCUAUUGACUGCAGGACUUGAUUCUCAGUCACCAGAUUCAGCUUGGAGAUCAUUUAACAGUGGAAGUAGAGAGACACUGAACGGAGACACUAGCAGCUCCUCUCUUGCAGCCAAAGGCUUUCGAAGUGUCCGGCCAAAUCUACAAGAAAAGAAAUCACCAACUCAGGCACCCCCAUUACCUCCUAGGAAGGACAGUUUGGUUCGAUCAGAGAAAAUUAACCAUAAGAAGAGUGAAAGUAACUCCUGGUCUCUAACAACCAAACAAACUAAGAAAGCUCCUUCUGAUACUGACCACUGUACUAACAAGGAGUUCCUACGAAGGACAGCUUAUUCUAAAAAAUCUAAUACCAGUGUGUCUUACACACACAAAAUCACAAAACCAUUGGCCUUGGUUUCCAGCACAAAAACAAUAGCUGGCAUUCGAGCUACUGUUCGUCAAGGCUACAAACAGUUCCCAAAGCGUAGAGUAUCUGCCUUGAAGUUAACUCGGGCACGCAACACAGUUAGCACUCUUCCUUCUCAUAUGCAGCAACAGCCUUUGCCUGUUGACUCAGCAGCGGCUCCUCAGAGGCCUGCCUCACCUGCCUGUAACCCUGGGCCUGAGACACACAAAGCCUCUCUCUCCAUUCAGAUAGCUCCCAUCCCUGAUAAUAAGGUAGAGCCUGAGAGCCAACAACAUCCACCUAGGUUUUCUCCAGACCCUUCAAAGACGCCUCCAAACAAUAUGCAACCCAUGUCUACAGUUGCUUCUGCACAGCCUGCAGAGUACAAUGUGCAUGGAAACCAGAAAGUUACUGCCAGUGUGAUGGAGGUAAAUGCUUCACAGUCACACAGACAAACUUCAGCUGAAACUUCGCCACUGCCUCCUUCACCUCCUCCUUCCAGGGUGUCGAUUAACAGACCCUCUCACUCACCCGACAGUGGUGGCAGCCACGUAACAUCCUAUAUUUUGCCAACCAGUUUUUGGCCUUCACGCUUUUAUAGAACCCUGGCCCUUUCACGAUUCUCAUACACAUACCCUUUCCUAGUUCCAGACAGUACUAUCCACCACAGGACUGAAACGGCCUCUGUCAGGACAGACUCAGCCAUGAGUGAGUACUCCUCUCGCCCGGUGAGUGAGUCCUCCACGGCCAUUCUAGAUGACCUACAGAGCUGUAACUAUGAUACUACUGACUGUUCUGAAACACCUUCCCCAACCUUGAGUCAGAUGUCUGCUGUGUCAGAUGGCACCACCUUAACCUCCACUGCUGCCGGCUGCCAUACUCAGAUAACAGUGAAUGGGACCUCUAGUGCAGCAACAAGCCCAAUGAGUCACUUCCAAAGGCCUUUCUCCCCCGCUUCAGCCUAUUCCCCGCCGGUCUCACUCAGUUCAAGCACAGUUCACCUGCACCAGAGCAGGGUUAUGGAAUCCACAGAGACAUACUCACAGCAUGCUCAUUCUGUUGGCGGCAGCAGCAGCACCAGCACAAUACCAAUCUGUAGAACGUCGGAGGAAGAGAAGAAAGUCACGGUCAUUAAAGCACCACAUUAUGCAGGGAUUGGCCCAAUAGAUGAAUCAGGAAUCCCAACUGCAAUUAGAACGACAGUUGACAGACCGAAGGAUUGGUAUAAGACGAUGUUCAAGCAAAUUCACAUGGUUCACAAGCCUGAUGAUGACACAGACAUGUAUAAUACUGCAUAUGCAUAUAAUACUGGUAACUUCAGUCCAUCCUAUUCGGCCCAAGCACAUCCUGCUGCAAAGACUCACACAUACAGACCACUGACGAAAAGUACUUCUGACAAUGGCAGUGAUGCCUUCAAGGUCUCAUCCCCUGUACCUCCACCACCUCCAGCACCACCAAUUCGACCACGGCAAAGAUCUGCACCAGAAAAAAAUGAGUGGGAGCCACCUGAUAGAAAAGUAGACACACGCAAAUUCCGUUCAGAACCAAGGAGUAUUUUUGAAUAUGAGCCUGGGAAGUCCUCCAUCCUUGAACAUGAAAGACCAAGUGAUCGCAUAAACCCAGAUGACAUAGAUUUAGAAAAUGAACCCUGGUAUAAAUUCUUUUCAGAGCUGGAGUUUGGACGCCCGCCUCCUAAAAAGAUUUUGGAUUAUGUUCAAGACCAUCCUCCAGGUCUUUCUAAUGAGACAUCUUUAUAUUACAGUCCAGCAGACAGACGCUUGGAUAGACCUUCUAGUUCUGCAAGUACAGCAAGUGACUACAGGAAACGAAGGAAGUCAGAGCCUGCGGUAACUAAUCAGAAGCCACACAGCGAUCAAAACACAAACCGGGCCAGCCUGGGCCGUACAGACACGCAGAGCACAUACUCUACUCUUCGGAAGCCUGUUACAAGCUCUUCCCCAUCUUCUCCAUCAAGAACAAAAGGUGGGGAUAUUAGCAAAGUGUGUCCGCCCCUUUCCAGUUGUUCAGUGCCCAACCAUAGCACCUCAAAUGAAUUAGAUUGCUGUAGUAACUAUGGGCAGCGCUUGUCUGUACCCGGUGACUCAAGAAGGGCUAUUAGCUACAAGAAUGGCUGGCAAAUGGCCCGCCAAAACGCAGAAGUCUGGAGUAGCACAGAAGAGACGUCCUCCUCUCCCAAGCGGAAAUCUCGCAGUUGCGAUAACCUGCUGGCAGAUGAUCAUUGUGGAUUUCCUGACACACAGAAUAAAUCCGAAAGCAUGGUAUCUUUGCUAUGUGAGGAAGAUUCCAAAGGCGGCUCCAACCUUUCCUGGGCUUCUCCAUAUGCUUCUGAAAUCCAUGGGUCUAGCCGUUCAAGGGCCCGACACAGAUCUGCCCACGAUGCUCCCGGGUUCCUAAAAAUGUAUAAGAGGAUGCACCGCAUCAAUCGCAAAGACUUGCUGAAUUCUGAAGUGAUUUGCUCGGUAAAGUCCAGGGUAUUGCAGUACGAAAAAGAACAGGAUACAGGUCUGCUGCAGGACUGGAAAGACUUAUCUGCUGAGGAGGUGCCAAGAGAUAUGGUCCCCAACAGAAUAUCUGAAUUUGAAAAACUAAUUAAAAAAUCGAAGUCCAUGCCAAAUUUAGCCGAAGAAGCGUUAUCGGCAGUAACCCUCCUCGAAUCCCCUAAAAAUGGUUUCUGCCCAAACAGGCGGUUCUCUAUUGAGUCCUUGCUGGAGGAAGAGAAUCAGGGUAGACACACUACUCAGGUUCAGAAGAAUUCCAAAUCAAAAACUCUUGUGCCAAUACACAUUGAGGUGACCAGUGAAGACCCUCAAAGGUCUCACGAUUUUUCAGACAGUGACCAAGAUGGGGUAGUCUCUGAUCUCAGUGACUUUAUACAGAUAGAAGGCUCUUCCUUUUGUAGUGAAAGCGAUUUUGACCACUUCUCGUUUACAUCUUCGGAAAGUUUUUAUGGGUCGGGUCAUCACCAUCACCACCACCACCAUCACCACCACCAUCACAAGCAUCUCAUCAGCUCCUGCAAAGGCCGAUGUCCCGCGUCGUACACCCGCUUCACCACGAUGCUAAAGCAUGAAAGGGCUAAACAAGAUCCCGCUCCAGAAGAACCUAGACGGCAAGACUCCGACUCUGGACUCUCAAAGAUAGCGUUCCUAGUCAGCCCAGUGCCUUUCCGGAGGAAAAAAAACACGGUUCCCAAAAAGCAGACUGAAAAGACAAAAUGCAAAUCGUCAGUCUUUGAUGCUCUGGACUCUGCUCUUAAGGACAUCUGCGACCAAAUCAAAGCAGAAAAAAGAAGGGGGAGUUUGCCUGACAACAGUAUAUUGCACAGACUUAUUUCUGAAUUGCUUCCAGACAUUCCUGAAAGGAAUUCCUCCCUCAAAGCGCUUAAAAGGAGUCCUAUGCACCAGCCUUUUCAUCCACUGCCUCAAGAUGGUGCUAUUCAUUGCCCAUUGUACCAGAAUGAAUGUGGAAGAUUACCUUUUAGUGCCUCUUACCAAGACAUGGAUACAGCCAACAACGGCAGUCAAGAAAGUGAUAGUACACUAUGUUUCCAAGUAGACCAGGACUCCCCUGGGAACUAUUCUUCAGCUUUCAUUGAUGUGGGUCGAUGUGCUCCAAAAGAACGAAGAGGAACUCCAGAGAGAGAGAGAUUACCAGCUAAAGCAGUCUAUGAUUUUAAGGCUCAAACAGCAAAGGAGCUGUCCUUUAAGAAAGGAGAUACUGUCUAUAUCCUCAGGAAAGUGGAUCAAAACUGGUAUGAGGGCGAGCACUAUGGAAGAGUUGGAAUUUUCCCUAUAUCUUACGUUGAGAAACUUUCACCCCCAGAAAAAGCACAGCCAGCAAGGCCGCCACCCCCAGCACAUGUUGCCGAGAUUGGAGAAGCCGUUGCCAAAUAUAAUUUCAAUGCAGAUACAAAUGUGGAACUGUCACUGCGGAAGGGAGACAGAAUAAUUCUUCUUAGACGGGUUGAUCAAAACUGGUACGAAGGCAAGCUACCUGGAACUAGCAGACAAGGCAUCUUCCCUGUGUCCUAUGUAGAAGUCAUCAAAAAGAACGCAGCCAAAGGUGCUGAUGAAUGCCCUGUCCCGCCAAUACCCCAGAGUUAUUCCAGUGACAGAAUACACCAUUUAGGUUCAACUAAGUUGGAUUCCAAAGCUUCAUCCCCUCCUCUCAGAUACCGGCCCUCUUCUUGUCCAGAUUCUAAUAAAGAGAAUCUCCAGGCUAUCACCAAUGAAUGGUUGUCACUGACUCUUGGCUUUUCAUCUCCAAGCACACCUUCCCCUUCUCCUCCACCUUUUCCUAAAAGCCUCCUUUCUGAUUUAGAGGAACUCAACUCUCUAGCUUUAAAAAGCUCACAGAGCGCACCAGGGCUCUCCAGUAAUGUUGCUUCUCCAGCAAAGCAUGGCCAUUUUGUUCCGAUCUCCUCACCAAAGGCUCCCAACUCCUUCCCUGAAUCGUCAGCUUCAUCUCAAUCAUUUUCCUCAUCUGCCUGUAAAUCACCUCCUCCAGCAACCCGGUUUCAUGACAAGGCACAUAAACCUGAAUGUAGCAAUUUCAGAGAGAUGAGAGGAACCCCCUCUGUCAAGGAAAGGAAAAGCUUCUCACACAUUUCUCGAAAGACACCAGAAAUAGCAGAUCCUGCUCUUCUUCUCCCUGACGAAGACCAGUUGGUCAAAAGCCUGACAGAGACUGAUGAACAGGAAGAGAUCUGCGAAGAGCUGCUGUCAAUAAUCCAAGGGGGGCAGUCAAAAUAUAAAGAUUCAGGUUUCUACAGGCGUGCCCCUGAUGUAACAGAACCAUUGGCAAGGCUCCACAUAGAGGAAGAGCCAGACGCUGACCAUUUAGAAUCACCAAUAGGAAGUCAGAGAGAGCCCAUGGUAUCUUGCGAAGGGGACAAUUCACCACAUACUAAAAAAGAGGCAGCUUCACCUCCCUAUGAGAUGCAAGCGCCUUCCACUUCUCCUUCCUGCCUUGCUUCUAGUCCUCCAUUUCACUCAGACAAAGCAUCUUCCUCUGAAUGUGUGUCUACAUCCUCCAAGCCUGCUGUUACUCACUCACCCCCUCUCCUUUCCAAACUGUCAUACAGACAGGAGAAAAAAACACCAAAGUCAAAGGCUGAUUUAAAAAGAGAGAUAUUUGUCAUCGGCAAACCUCCUCGUAGCCCUGUUACGACAAGGAGAUCUUGCGGCUCACCUGUCAGAGGGCACAGCUAUUCACAUAGGCCACAGCGCCCUGUGUUUGCUCAUGAAAAUAUACACAGUGGGGGGGAACCGUUUCAGGUUCUGUAUAACUAUACUCCUAGGAACGAAGAUGAGUUGGAGCUCAGAGAGGGAGAUGUCAUUGAUGUGAUGGAAAAGUGUGAUGAUGGAUGGUUUGUGGGAACCUCCAGAAGAACAAAAUUCUUUGGUACUUUCCCUGGAAACUAUGUCAAGAGGCUGUGAAAUGUUGUUUGUUUGGUUUUUAUCCUACUUAUUUAUGCUGCAUCUCUGCAACACAUCUGCAUAUAAAGCUGCUAGAAAACAUGCUCCACCAGCCUUCUGUUUUCCUGCUUUGCAAUUCCAGGUAGACGUCAUCUAGUCCAUCUCCACCAUCACAUCUUCACCCGCCAGCCAGCAGUAUUACUGUAACAGCUAUGACUGGAUAGCUGAGCUUUUAUGAAACAAGAGGAAUUAGUCUGAUUUCUAGUGUAUCUUCUUUUGUGCAUUCAAUCCUUGUCUGUUCCCUCCCCAUUUGAAGCACACAUACAAGAAAAAAGCUUGAUGUCAAAGUGCAUCACAAUGCUUCAAGGAGUUACCAAUAUUAUUUGGGGGGAAUCGGACUAUAGCAUCCUUACGAAAAUUCGUUGUAUAUGUUCACCACAUAAGGAGUGCAGGUUGUGGUCUCUCUUUUCACUUUUUAAAGUUUUCACAUACUUUUAAAGUUCAGCAGUGUGUGUUGCUUUCAUUUUGCUGUUUCACAACAUUGGCCUGGUUUUACCCAUUUGCAAAAUAAGUUAAUUCCACCAAUCGGUGGUUUCCAUGACCUUCAGUGUUGCAGCAUAGGAAGAGUGAUUUUCAAACUACAAUCAGAAAUCGUUCAAAAGGAUGAUUCACAAUUCCCAGUUUGUGGCCAAUGGAGAAAAGUUAUAAAUUGGGGGGAAAUGUUUUUUCUUCCAAAUAGAAGGCAGCGUCACAUAUGUUCCAAUUAGGAAGCAUAGCUUGCAUUUCCUGUUUCUGUGCGUAUUGUUUGAACUAGGACACACAUCUCCCUAUACUGCGGUGUCUUUCAUAAGGAAAAUGUGCAAGCAAGCCUUCUUGUCAUAUAUUAGUGAUGUGAACACAUUCAGGAAGUGCAAGAAAGAGUGUCCUCCUCAGAAACAUGUGCCUCUCUAUCCAAGAGAAGCGGACGCUCCCAACACGGUUAUUGUUCUAAUGGGAGACUACAAGACUUUUCUUCCUAUGAAUCUGAUACUUGUACAUAUCUUUAACAUCUAAAGUUCAUCCAAAGGAAACUAUGCUUGUUACUUCGAAAUAAGGAAGAAACACAAAAAUGCACAGAAACUGCAACCAUUUGUAAUACAAGCUGCCAGUGAAUAUUUUCUGCCGUUUCACAACAAUGUUGUGACUACAGCAAGGUACAGUAGAGUCUCGCUUAUCCAGUCUUUGCUUAUCCAACCUUCCAUGUUAUCUGAUGCUCUGGCCCACCCCCUUUCCUCCAGCAUUUCCCCUUUAGAGGUCAUGUAUUUAGUUUACUUAUUUCUUCCCCAUUUUGGCCAAUACCACUAUGCAGACUCCAAAAGAGGAGCCAGAGCAUAAUGGUUCUGCCUCUCCUCCCCACCCCUUCCACGCACAGCAAUGGUUCAGUCUGAGUUGUAAGGAGGGGCCAUGGCUAUGCGGGAGUUUGUAGGAAAUUUGGGAAGAGAAAACAAGAGGAAAGAAUGAAGGUGGGCAUUUGUACUAUCUACCUUUUCAUUACAAUUCCUUGUUUGUUGCUCUCUUUUCCAUCAGUAGUGAGUUCUCUUCUUGUGUCUGGAAAACCAAGCAGAAGGAGAACUCACUCACCACUGAACUUGGCCAGGAUAGACAUAUGGACUUCAACUCCCAGAAGCCUCCAUAUUAUCCAACAUUUUCAUUUAUCCGACAUUCUGCCGACACAUUUAUGUCGGAUAAACGAGACUCUACUAUACCUGAAAGUCUAAUAUUUAAUAUUCAUUUAUCAUGUGAAGUUUCAGCAAGGAAAAAUAAUUAGUUGCAUUGCAUUUAGGCACUAGGGUGGGGAGCAGAAGUCCACAGAAAGUAUCACAUACACAAUUACUUUGCUACUUUGUGUUUGCACACUUUUGAAACAGACCUGAGCUAUAUUUUCUUUCUAGCAAUAUUACAUGAAAGCAAAGAAAUAAAAAGGCACAAGCAUGAAAACAGGUACAUAUGGGUGGAUUUUUUAAAAUCCUUGGAUUAGUGUGAAGUAUUUGAACACAACAUUUGUUUUCUGUACGCAGCACCCAAGCAUAAAUAGUGUAUGAUGGGAAAAAAUACAUGACUUUCUAUGUCUAUGGCUUUACGCAAAGCAGUCCAUGUUUGGUUUUGCUGGCACCUUAUAGAAGGCAAAAAAGCAAAGGCGUUUACUACGUUUCUCUUGUGGUAAAGGACAGAUCUUGCAAAUUUGUAGUUUGUAGCAUUUUGUACAUACGUUUGCUUUCUUUGUACAGAGCCAUUUUAUCGUUGAUUCUUUUGGAGGAGUAAAAAUCAAGUUCAGUAUCUGAUCUUCUUCAAGCGACCCCUUUCCACUAAUAAAGCUUCAUUUUCUCGUUUUCUUUUACUCCCUCUUCAGUGUAUAAGCACAUUUGGAUAGUGCAAUUCUGUAAAAUAGGAUUUGAUGCAAAAGUUUUAUGAGUAAUAAUAAUAAUAUGGUUUUACCUGCCAAAUCUUUAAAAAUGUACAUAUGUCUUUAUUAUGGAGAAAUGUCAGUGAGACAGAUAGAGAAACAUCUUUGUGCAGCAUACCUUGGUUACUGCAAAUUACAUGGCAAAAGCUUUAUAUUUCAAAGGCUUUCCAUUAUAAACUAGAUGUGCAUGGAGCUUUGCAGUGAAAUCAGUACUUAUCUUUGAUGCCAUUUAUGAUGGAAGACUUACAUGUCUGUUGCCUGUGAUAUUUAAAAGACGAUGAAGAAGAACCGCUGUUUCUACUCUGUUACCUGAUUUUAAUAGAACAAGAUUUUUCAUACCUGGCUUUCAGGUAAAUUGACAUUGAAUUCUUACAUGCAAAAGGUCUCUGUGUUUUUUUCCUUGAAUAGACUUCUAAUAAAAAUUGCUUGGAAUA